Molecule: messenger RNA, 1825 nt
Organism: Syngnathus acus (greater pipefish)
Lineage: Eukaryota; Metazoa; Chordata; Actinopteri; Syngnathiformes; Syngnathidae
Gene: auh
Product: AU RNA binding protein/enoyl-CoA hydratase
Exons: 11
Coding region: 54-1070 (338 amino acids)
Biological process (GO): fatty acid beta-oxidation
Cellular component (GO): mitochondrion
Molecular function (GO): enoyl-CoA hydratase activity
Source: RefSeq, a predicted model, not a curated record
UGAUGUCACGUGACUAAGGUCAGAGUUCAAAGUCAUAGGUACGCUUCGUAAAUAUGGCGGCCCUGGUCGGACGCAGGGCGCUUUUACAAGCUUGCCGCUUGCAUUUUACAGACAAUGAUAACGCGUGCAAGCUCGGUUCGUCCUUCUUCUCUUCAAGAAAGUAUGCCGGCUACUCUAUAUCCUUUUGCCCGCCGUUUGACUUUGGCGCACUAGCACGACAGUAUAGCUCAGAGGCAAAGGACGACUUGCUCGUGAGGUACCUUGACGGAGAAGAUUACGGUAUAGUGGUUGUUGGGAUAAACCGACCAAAAGCCAAAAAUGCUAUAAGCAAAAAUCUGGUAAAAAUGAUGUCUGAUGCUGUAGGGGAUAUAAAAAAGAAUAACAAAAUCCGCAGUGUAAUUUUUUGCAGUCUGGUUCCAGGGAUCUUCUGUGCAGGAGCAGACCUUAAGGAGAGGGCCAAGAUGCAUCAAAGUGAAGUGGGACCAUUUGUGUCCAAAGCAAGAGCACUAAUCACUGAACUGGGCAACCUACCAAUGCCCACAAUUGCUGCACUUGAUGGAGCUGCCUUAGGAGGAGGCUUGGAAAUGGCUCUGGCAUGUGACAUCAGAGUUGCCUCAAAUUCUGCAAAAAUGGGACUUGUUGAGACUAAACUUGCAAUUAUUCCUGGGGCAGGUGGCACUCAGCGUCUCCCCAGGGUGAUUGGUGUGUCCCAUGCUAAAGAGUUGAUGUACACUGCCCGGGUGGUGGAUGGAGCAGAGGCUUGUCGCUUGGGCCUGGUCAGUCAUUCUGUGGAGCAGAAUAAGAGUGGAGAUGCUGCCUAUCUGCGAGCUUUGGAGCUUGCGCGUGAGAUUAACCCUCAGGGUCCAAUUGCAGUGAGAAUGGCAAAAUUGGCUAUCAAUCAGGGUAUAGAGGUGGAUCUGUCAACUGGCUUGGCUAUUGAAGAAGCAUGCUAUGCCCAAGUGAUACCAACCAAAGAUCGACUGGAAGGUUUAGCUGCAUUUAAGGAAAAGAGGCGUCCUCAGUACAAGGGAGAGCAAUACGACUGCGCCCCGGGGCAUUUCUACAAAUAGGUUUGUAGAGUUAUAAACUUGCUUUAAUACAACCAGUGUAAAACAAAAACACACUUGGAUACAGUUUUCUUGAUAAUUCAAAUAUAUUGUUUUCUUCUGCUUCUCCUCAUCAAUAUGGCCCCACCCAUUCCGUCUUCCCAUGUUUUGGUGGUAGUCAGCAGAGGAAUGUGACACAAUUUGUCCAUUCAAAAUCAUUGUACAUACAUUGCUAAUUAUGUCCAAAAACAGCUCCACAAUGUAUGUGGACAUCUCUACUUAUGCCCACUGAAAUCUUUAAAUAUACAGUAUCUUGACGAUUAGCCUCUGUAUGGCUCACUUAUGAGGGAAUAAGGAAGCUGUAUUGUUUGUAGGUCGUUAUGUAUUUAAUUUCAGUCUAUAGGGGUUAGCGUGACUUAUCUUUUUCUCAAGUCCACCUCGCCAACAUGUAUCCAAAGAUGAUGCACCUUAAUUUAUGCCUCCACAGUUGGCUAGAGGGUCAGCUCCCGAAAUGGAGCUCAGGUACUCUGAAUUUUUCAAAGGUCAUCCAUUCAGCCAUCUAUUUAUUUUCUACACUGCAUAUUUUCACUAGGUUUAUGGGUGCCCUGAAAUUUUCAAGGUCCAUCAGAAGUUGAUACACUCAAAGCGGUCAUUUCAACGAGCGCAAUCCGCAUGCAAUGUGGAGCUCUGUUUCUGGCUGGACAGAAGCCAGCAUUCCCCAAGCUAACUUUGGCUGAAUACGUGGCGUUCAGCUAACUGGUUUGUCUACUAAAUGUGUC